This is a messenger RNA of Limanda limanda (common dab), 1543 nucleotides long. RefSeq names its product protein C19orf12 homolog. NCBI's taxonomy places the organism in Eukaryota, Metazoa, Chordata, Actinopteri, Pleuronectiformes, Pleuronectidae. The record is from RefSeq and is a predicted model, not a curated record. The transcript has 3 exons. Bases 83 to 508 code for a protein of 141 amino acids.
UCAAGAUCGUCGGAGCACAUCCAUGUGUGGAAUACAACCUGAAGUUUGAUAGUUCAGCAGACUGAAGUGCCUCAACACAGAGAUGCCCCCCCACAUGAAUGACGUCAUGCGUCUGUGCUGUGAAAUAUCAGCACAUGAUCAGAUCAAGGUCGCGGUGAAAAACUCCACCAAAGGAGCGAUGGUGGCCGGAGGGACUGCCUUCCUAGGUGGGAUGCUCUGUGGACCUCCUGGGAUCGCUGUGGGCGGAGCGGUUGGUGGUCUCUUGGGCAGCUGGCUGACCAGCGGCACGUUCAGGCCUCUACCUGAGAUCCUGAUGGAGCUGCCACAAAACCAGAAACAGAAGCUCUAUACUGACAUUGUGGCCGUCCUGGGCAGCCUGGACUGGACAGACGUAGCCCAGCUCAUCGCUCUUGUGAUGGGCAACGCCACUCUCCAGCAGCAGGUCACCGCUGCGCUGCUCAACUAUGUUGCAAAGGAACUCAGAGCAGAUGUGCGUUAUCAGGACUGAGUCGCUCACACAAAUGGACUUCCCCAGGUUUUCUAGUUAGACCUGACAAACAGCCAGAACAAUGUAUACAUAUAUGUAGACAAUGUAUUUUUGUUUCUGGCUGUUUAACCUUCAUGAUUGUGUCAAAUUAGGUUGUCAGCUUUCACUAUCCUCAGAGGGCUGACCCCAACAACAAAGAAACCCUUUUCCCUCAUGUGGGAACUGUCUUCGAGAACUGGUGAUUCAAGUCGACUGUCUUUUUAGAGGCCGAAGUGGACAUCAUAAUAUUAACACCUCUCUACAUACAAUAAGGGAAACAGAGACACCUCUGUGUAAAGUUCAUCCUCCAAACGGAUCAUACAGUUGAAUCAACAUGUCUCUAAAACAGUUUCAAUGAAGCACAGGAAGCCCUGCACAUGUCUCACAGCGGGCUGUCUGAGGGUCUAUGGCACAGCCUCUUGUGUGGCAUUGGUUUAGAGACUAGACUUUGAGCAAUAUCAUGUGCAGGGCUCUCCUGCUGUUGUACAUUUUCAUGUAAAUGUGCCUUAACUGACAGUCACCAUUGAAACGUCAUUGAAACACACAACUCUGUAACCUCUAAGAUAUUGAGCCCAGUCCAAUCAUUUAUUCUGGAUUACAAUGUUGUGUUAUAAAUCACACACUCUGUAUCAGGGUGUGAUUAAUAGUUCUCCAGAUGUUUUUAUUUGCAGCCAUCAUACAACUUGAUCAGGGAGGUGUCUGAUUGGUCAACGAGCCCUAACAUUCAGCCAUAGGCUUAAAGAACCCAGUGUCCUCAGAAAACGAGGGGUCCUGCACAGAGACAGAGUGAGAUCACAUGAAGGGACUCCAGGUUGAUUUGAACAAACAACCUUCUACCUUGUGCAAAAGUCUAACAAAAAGAACUGGUCUAAAGCCAGAAGGUGAAAACACCAAGUAUUGAUUUGAUUCAUUUUUUUAUAUAUAUUUGUAUGAAAUGAUUGAUCAUUAAAAAAAAAAUCAUGGCCUUAUAUUUAAAAAACAUUGCUUGUGUUUCAAUAAAAUAAACAUGGGAUUCUA